Notechis scutatus (mainland tiger snake) is the source of this 1067-nucleotide messenger RNA. NCBI's taxonomy places the organism in Eukaryota, Metazoa, Chordata, Lepidosauria, Squamata, Elapidae. The record is from RefSeq and is a predicted model, not a curated record.
AUUUGGCAGCUGGAGGGGCUGGCGACUAACAGGCCACAACAGGUCCUGAACCUUUCUGGCUCUGCGGAGUGGUGGCUCCAAGGGUGGGGAUGGGGAAGAGAGAGGAUGGUUCAGUGCAAAUGGAACUUCGUGUGCAAGCGUGCGUGCCUGCUGCUUGUGCAAAUGGGGUUUUGCACACACACCUGCCCCUUGCCAGGACCCCAGAGUGGGAAAGCAGGUAAGACUGCAAACCUCCCGUCCCUGAAAUGCAGCCAUUUCUUGAGAAACUCAGGUCUCUCUCUCUCCCCCCCCCCCCCCCCCCCCCCCCCCCCCCCGCAGUUAUUGAAGAUCUGACCCACAAAACGGGGAAUUUCAAGCAAUUUGGGAUCUUCUGCAACAUGCUGGAAUCCGCCCUGGCUCAGAGCAGCGAGUCUGUAACAUUGGACCUCCUCACCUACGCAGACCUGGAGGCGCUGCGGAACAGGAAAAUCGGGGUGGGACCCCGACAUCCCUCAGCCUCCAAAACCUCCCCCUUGAACUCCAAGCGUUACCUCAUCCUGAUUUACUCCGUGGAAUUUGACAGGAUCCAUUACCCCCUACCCCUGCCCUACGUUGGAAAGCCGGAUCCGGUGGUCCUGCAGAAAGUGAUCCGGGAGCUGAAGCAGGAAUUGGCCAUGUUGAAGGCUAAGCCAGGCAAGGACUUCCGGGACGUGGAGAUCCGUCGUCUUCGGGAGGAGCUGCAGCGCGCUCUGGAGGAGAAGCAGCUGAUGGAGUCGGUGCUGCUGAACUCCCAGGAGGAGCUGCAGGUGGCCGCCAAGGGCAGCGGCUUGAAGGAGGUGAAGAUCCUGAAGAAGGUGGUGCAGACGCUGGAAGAGCAGCUGGCCAAGGAGCGGGCCAAGCACCAGCGCCUGGCCGCCCGGCGCCUGCAGGAGAGCCGGCAGCUGGCGGACGAGCUGGCCGAAGUGAAAGCGGCCGAGAGAAGCCUCCGGAUCCGUGUGAAGAACCUAACCAACGAGCUGGCUUUAUACAAAAAGGGAAGGCAAGUGGUCCUCGCUUAACGACCGUUCAAAGUUACAGCAGUCUCCGAA